UACAAAUACAAUUUAAUACCAUACUAUACCAUAUGAUACGAUACAUACCCAGUAGCUAGCAACGCAAUUCUUGUCAGCCUAUUCAUCCAUCUACCUGGGUAUUGAGAGAAAGAUUGAUUCAGAUCGGGAAGUAUCCUUUUCCAUAUUUCGUAUAAAAGCUCAUUUACUUCUUCCCUUUGUUCAUUUCUUCCCUCUCUCUUUUCUCAAUACAUACAAAUGCGCAUCUCUCCUCUCCAUUCCCUCCUCAAGCUUCGGCAUCGUCCACCACAACUACCACGACCGCGCAAAAUAUCAUCAACAUCAUCAUCAUCCUCUUCUUCCUCAACCAAUUCCAACCCAUCCACACCCAACCCCAAAUACACCCUUAAAGCCAUGUCAGGCUCUGUCAUAGGCGCAACGCUCUUUGCGGCCAGUAUGAGUAGUCCGGCAGCGCUGGACAAGAUCCCGGAAAAUGCGAAGGAGAAGAGACAUCAUUUGAAGGAGGGAGAGGGGAAGGGGUUUACGAAUCCAUGGGAUUCGUGGAAGGAGAUGGGGGUAUUAGGGAUUGGGAUGGCUAUGGCUAGAGCCAAAUUAUCCGGAGAAUUUGGCACACCAGAUACAACUCCUCCAACGGUUCCCGUCAUAAAACCUACCUUCCUACCUACUCGUGCUACAUCUUCCCUGCGUGCAACUUGGCUUGGACAUGCCUGUUACUAUGUCGAAUAUCCCUCCGGUCUACGUGUACUCUUCGAUCCUGUCUUUGAAGAGCGUUGCUCACCAUUUUCAUUUAUGGGUCCCAAACGCUAUACACCUAUCCCUUGCAAAUUAUCUGAGAUUCCAAUUGUUGAUCUUGUGGUUAUAAGUCAUAGUCAUUAUGAUCAUUUAAGUCAUCCUACAGUUAUGGAAAUACAUAAAAGCCAUCCGAAUGCUCAAUUUAUUGUAGGACUGGGAUUGAAGAAAUGGUUUAAGGAAUGUGGAAUUGAGAAUUGCGUGGAGAUGGAUUGGUGGGAAGAUAUCGAUGUUACUUUAUCUCCUAUUACAGGAGAGAAACGUAUUUCUACUUCCUCUCAAACAUCUCCCAAUAAUUCUCCACCGCCUUCACCCCCUUCUUCGUCUCCCACAUCCAUAUCUCCUAUAACCGCCCGCAUAAGUUGUCUUCCCUCACAACAUACAUCCGCACGUACGGCCUUUGAUAAGGGACAUACACUGUGGUGUUCAUUUGCUGUUACUUCCAACUCGAAAUCUGUUUGGUUUGGUGGAGAUACGGGUUAUCGAGCUGUUCCACAAGUUCCCAAAGGAACUGAUGAUUAUGGACCUGAAUAUCAACACUUGCCUAUUUGUCCCGCGUUUAAAGAGAUUGGAGAAUUAAGAGGUCCCUUUGAUUUGGGACUUAUUCCUAUUGGUGCUUAUGAACCUCGUCACAUUUUCUCUCCCAUGCACGCUAAUCCUUUUGAUUCGGUCAAUAUAUUCCUCGACACCAAGUGUAAACGUGCUAUGGGGAUCCAUUGGGGAACAUGGGUUUUGACACCUGAAGCGGUUAUGGAACCACCUCAGUUAUUGAAGAAAGCGUUGACUUGGAAGAAUAUACCCGAGACGGGAGUCUUUGAUGUUUGUGAUAUUGGGGAGAGUAGAGAAUUUUAAGGUAGAUUUAAGUUAGAGGGUUGAAGUAGAGAGUAGAUGAUGAUGUCAUUCGUGAUUAUUUAAAUCGGUAGAUAGUCAUUUGAUACGCGAUUUAAUAAAUACAUUUGAAUAUAAAAAUUUCAAUGAUCGA
This is a messenger RNA of Botrytis sinoallii, 1750 nucleotides long. RefSeq lists its product as uncharacterized. The coding region runs from base 217 to 1620 and encodes 467 amino acids. Gene Ontology annotation, molecular function: N-acylphosphatidylethanolamine-specific phospholipase D activity. Gene Ontology annotation, biological process: N-acylphosphatidylethanolamine metabolic process; N-acylethanolamine metabolic process. Gene Ontology annotation, cellular component: membrane-bounded organelle; cytoplasm. Lineage: Eukaryota; Fungi; Ascomycota; Leotiomycetes; Helotiales; Sclerotiniaceae. The transcript is spliced from 3 exons. The record is from RefSeq and is a predicted model, not a curated record.